This is a messenger RNA of Colletotrichum karsti, 1884 nucleotides long. RefSeq names its product cytochrome p450. NCBI's taxonomy places the organism in Eukaryota, Fungi, Ascomycota, Sordariomycetes, Glomerellales, Glomerellaceae. The transcript has a single exon. The coding region runs from base 1 to 1884 and encodes 627 amino acids. Gene Ontology annotation, molecular function: 2 iron, 2 sulfur cluster binding; heme binding; oxidoreductase activity, acting on paired donors, with incorporation or reduction of molecular oxygen. The record is from RefSeq and is a predicted model, not a curated record.
AUGCUUCGCGCCGCUGCGCACGACAUGAUUGAUGGUUUCAUCGAGUCUGGCUCCGUUGAGAUCAAGAGUCAAUUCGCGCUACCGGUGCCUUUGCGAUGCAUCGUGGUGGUGGCUGGGUUAGACCCAUCUAAGUGGGAAUGGAUUGGGCGUUGUCUCUCUUUAUUCGGCGGUAUCACCAAGACAGGAGAAGACGUCAGCAUCCAGCAAAAGGUUCAGGAUGUUCUGGACCUUCAUUCAUACAUCGCCAAUGUCAUCGAAGACCGCCGAAAUGAUCGCAGGGAUGAUUUGAUCAGUCACAUUUGGGACGAGCGAGAUGCCGGAAACGUCCGCAUGACCGACUUUGAGCAUCUGAGCAUGAUUCCCGGCCUCUUACUUGCAGGGCAUGAGACGACUACCAACGUGCUAUCCAUGGGCCUCGCGCAUCUACUGCAUCAUGAACUGUGGGAACGCAUCAAUCAGAGUAGUGAGGCCAGAGUGGCUGCGAUCGAGGAACUGUUACGCUACGAGUCUGCCAUAACAGGCAUGCCACGCGUCGUUACAAGAGAGACGACUAUUGGAACCAAAACUCUGCACCGAGGAGAGAGGCUAUUCGUCGCAUACAACUCGGGCAGUCGAGAUAGCACCAAGUUCGACAACCCAGAUCACAUCGACAUCGAUCGCCGUUCAAAGACUCAGCACCUGGGAUUCGGGCGGGGAGUUCACGCCUGCCUGGGAGCUCCCUUCGCCCGGCUACUUCUGAGGACAGAGCUUUCGGUACUUCAUGAACGUCUCGCUAAUCUGAGACUGGAAACAUCUUAUGAAGAGAUCAAGUACAGCGAUGUCCACGAAGGUCGCGGGCCAGAGGCGGUCAGGGUCUUGUGGGAUCCCCCAGCUUCUCGUGAGACAGGUCGCCGUGUACAAAGCAACACCAUUAAGAGAUUGCUGGCUCAGCACAAGAAUCUGGAAGUAUUGGUCAGAGAUGCCACUGAAAUUGCCUCUGGUGUGAUGCGACUUACCUUGCAACCUCUCGAUGGCACGAAGGCUCCAGCCUGGACUCCAGGUGCCCACAUCGAUGUGGAUGCUGGCCACUUGGGCUUCCGGCAGUAUUCAAUUUGUUCAAAUCCGCAUGAUCUUGGAUCAAUUGACAUUGCGGUGCUCAAGACAAAUGAAUCGGGAGCCUCUCAAUUCAUUCAUACUACAAUCAAGAAGGGCCACAAGUUGGUCAUUCGCGGACCAAGGAACAAUUUCCACUUCGAACCCGGACUCCGAAAAACCGUUUUCAUCGCAGGGGGAAUAGGCAUCACUCCCAUCAAGCCCAUGGCUAAUGAGGCAAAGUUGCAGGGUAGGGACUAUAGCAUCAUUUACUUGGGUCGCGACCGGAAGACUCUGGCGUUUGUUGACGAGCUUGUCGAACACCACGGAAACCGCUGCAUCACCUGGAUCACCAACGAUCACGGCGGAAGCCGAAUGAAUAUAGAUGGUCUUCUCAACUCCAUGGAGUUGGAUGGUCUUCGAGUGUACUGCUGCGGCUCCGAAAGCCUCCUCACUCAAGUUGAACGAAGCUUGGAAAAUGCACCGCCGGACGUCCUGCGAGUGGAACGAUUUUCCGUCACCUCACAAGAAACAACAGAGAAUACUGCAUUUGAUGUUGUUUUGGGUCGAAGUGGGAAGGUGCUGAGGGUGCCUGAGGAUAGGUCAAUCCUCGAUGUCAUCAAUGAGGCUGGUGCUGGAGUGAUAUCAACUUGCAACAAGGGUCUCUGCGGUACUUGUGAAGUGAGAGUGUUGAGUGGCCUGCCCGACCAUCGCGAUGCCGUUUUGACCCCACUUGAAAGAGCCGAAGGCAGUACAAUCAUGACCUGCGUAUCGAGAUGCAGGAACGACAGGCUUGUGUUAGAUCUUUGGUAG